Messenger RNA from Acanthosepion pharaonis, 738 nucleotides. The record is from the annotation of a GenBank genome assembly. Lineage: Eukaryota; Metazoa; Mollusca; Cephalopoda; Sepiida; Sepiidae.
AUGAUAUCAGGGCAAGAGAAUGAAAACUACAUUUUUCUAUCUCCUUUUUUUGUUUCUUCUUUUUCUUUCUUAUUUAUAGAAGCCUCCAUUUCUCUUUCUUCUUUUUAUCUUUUUUGCCUCUUUCUUUAUUUCUUAUUUAUAAAACUUUCUAUUUUUAUUUCUCAUUUUUGCCUUUUCCUACUUUUUCUUUUUAAUUCAACUAUACAUUUUUCAUUGUCUUUUUGUUUUUUCUUUUUCUUCCUUAUUUAUAAAAUUUUUCAUUUUUCUUUAUCUUUUUUCUUUUUCUUUCUUUUUCUUCUUAUUCUGUUUUGUAAAACAUACAUUUUUCCUUCUCUUUUUGUCUUUUUUGUUUCUACCUUAUUUAUAAAACUUUCCAUUUUUCUUUCUAUUUUUCAUCUUUUUUUCCUCUUAUUCCUUCCUCUUUUUAUUUUUAUUUCUUCCUCUUUUUAUUUUAGUUUUCCUUUUUGUCUUUUUCUUCUUUUUUCUAUUUCUUCCAUUUUCAUUUUAUUUUUUAUCUUUUUUAUUUCUUUCUUUUUUUUUUUAGAUCUCUCCAUUUCUCUUUUUCCUUCUCUAUUCAUGUUAUACUGCUGUAGCUACUUUAGCUUGUUUUUCUUCUUUUUAUCUUUUUUCUCUCUCAAUCUUUUUCUCUUUUACUUUUUAUGUUUCUUUUUUCCUCUCUAUUUCUAUCAUCUUCUUCUUCACCCAUUAUUAUCUCCAGCCAUUUUGGUUAUAUUGUGA